Molecule: messenger RNA, 4518 nt
Organism: Rhipicephalus sanguineus (brown dog tick)
Lineage: Eukaryota; Metazoa; Arthropoda; Arachnida; Ixodida; Ixodidae
Exons: 2
Coding region: 1150-2688 (512 amino acids)
Source: RefSeq, a predicted model, not a curated record
GCCUUGACAAUGGUUCAAGCGCUUGAAUUGUCCUCCCGAGAUGGGACGUGAGGCGCCUUGCAGUCCGGCCCAUCCGCGUUCGGCCAGACGACCAUGAUGGUUUCCUGUCGCCAAAUCUACCUUGACGAGACAGCGGCAUCCGCGCGGAUGACAACCAGCCCCACAAAUUGAUCGACAAGGUGCUUCGGAACUGCAGACCUUUUGUGUCCGAGCGUGGGACCCAUCGCCCUACGGCCUUCACAUGGCGGGGACCACAUGUUACACCCUUUGGUGCAAGAGCAGCAGAGUGCGGUGGCCACGCCCCAGUCGACGACGCUGACCUGGGCGAGUGUGGGUGGCACCCUCAUUAGUGUUGUGUGGGACGCGAUUGGACCGUCCCAACUUGCAGAAAUUCCCCCAUCUAGGGAUCUGGGGAAAGAGACCCUUUAAAACGAGCCCCGCGGGCUCAUUCGACGUGCAAUCGUCGUCAUGUAGACAAGAAAUCCUCGUCCUGUAGGACAAAAUCGUCAUGUUGAAACAAACUGCUCGCCCAUGUAAAUAAAACCUCUAUUAAGUUUGCCUUCCUCCAGCCUCUUCCUCCGGAGUCUCUGGUGCCUCCAAAGGCCGGUCGCAACAACUGGAUGGCAGACGGUGGGAUAUGACGGAUCGACAGAAAGCGACAUGGACCGGAGGUCAGCCGAAAGCCCUAGAACCCGGAAUUCGGCGGGAUCGACGCAGCGUGCCAUGACCGCACGGUAUGGGGUGAGUGACUGACUUUGCGCUUGAGAUGUAUCGAGUCUUUUAGCCUAGACCUGUUAAAAGAUAGAUAAAACUAGCAACUGCCUAGGAAUUGUGGUUGUUAUCUCAGCACAGAGCAGCACUCGGCGAUGAUCUGAGCAUGUUAGGAUAAGCAUGGUAACUCAGAUUAGUUGAUAGGAGAAGACGAAGGUUCGUUGCGGGAGUGUUUUGGGAGGUUUGAGGCGGUAGAAGAGUGAAGGUGAAACGGGAAGAAGGUAGAGAGGGAUGUUGGCUACGUGUUGCUGCUUGUGUGGUUGGCUUUUGGUCUCUGCUGUGGGAUUCGCCAGGCUUCAAUUUCUCCAGACCCAGAAUUGAAACGCUGGUGGGUUUGUUUGUGUUUUGUCAGAGCUGAGCCAAAGCAAGGUAGUCGCCAUGGACCUGAUGAGAUUGACGAGGGAUAGCCUGUUGGAGUUGUGUUGGGAGCUCGACAUACAGGUAGAUGACGAUACGCCUGCGUCAGAACUCCGCGAAAUAAUAGUAGAAAGCAAAAACAACCAGGAGGAUGUAGAUUACUUCGGGAAUCUAAUCUUAAGAAAUCAAGAAAAGCAAGUAGAGCAGGCAAAAUGGGAUGAGGAGUGUGAAAGGCUGGAACAUGAGUGUGAAAGACUGGAACGUCUGAUGAGAUUGACGAAGGAUAGCCUGUUGCAGUUGUGUUGGGAGCUCGACAUAGAAGUAGACGACGAUAUGCCUGCAUAUAAAAUCCGCGAAAUAAUAGUCGGAAGCAAAAACAAGGAGGAGGAUAUUGAUUAUUUUUGGAAUCUAAUCUUAAGUUAUCAGGAACAGAAAAUAGAGGAGGCAAAAAGGGUUCAACAACACAGGAAGGAGAUGCAAGCAAUGGACGAGGAAAUUGAGAGACUAGAACGCGGGUUAGAUCGAAAGCAGCGGAGUGGUCAAUCGGUAGAUGUAGCGCACGAAAGGUGCGAGGAACAGUCGAGUGCGGUGCAAUUCAGAGCCGUAGGGAAGGCUAGCACUUGUGAAGAUAGCAGCAGGUUCAAGAAUGAACCGAGGUUGGCAGCUGCGAAAGAUGCUGCGCUUAGAGGAGAGGCCGCCGAAGGCCAGAAUAAGUGCGACAAAGUGUUGUGCCAGUGGAAUUCUAGAGAAACGGCUAAGACAGUUGUGGAAAAGCUGGCACAAACACCAAGUGAGAGUAUCGCAACGGUGGAUUUUGCCUGCGGUGUCCCAGGAUAUUUCGACCCGCGAGGCAAGAACACCAGCGUAAGUUUAGGAAGUGGAGCGAACGAAGUGAGUAGAGAGCACAAUGCAGUUGGAGACAGCUCCCAGGUAUGCGAGCUAGGUUGUUCGGAGGAAAACAGUUGCGUUGUUCCUCAGCGCGUUAAGCUGUCCGCCAGUCUGGAGAGGGAAGAAAAAGAUUAUUUGUAUGUAAAUCAUUUAGAUUGCGCGGGUGAGACAGCUAGCGAAAGCAGCGAAAGUGCUGAUCAGCAAGAGAUGCGAGCGGGAUGCUCGAAAAUGAGCCCCAAGAAGCGGCGAAGACGAAAGAGACACCGUAGAGCCAGGAGCGCGGGAAAAGGGACGACGAGUUCGAAGAAAGGCUUUGAAUGUUUGAGCGUAGUAGGAAGAGAAAGGCGUUUGUCAUCGGCGACAAAGUUUUGCAUGCGUCCGAGCCGCCGGACGAAAAGAAAAAGAAAAGCGCAUUGCGCGCAGGUGCAGUCACAGGGAAGGAGUCAGUCAGCCUCCCGUCGGAGUAUCCACGGCGCGUUUGAUGGGGCGCGGGAAUGCAGCGUCGGUGGUUCCCAAGAAGUAGCGGAAAGAGGGGAAGAAUGCAGGCCUCCAACGAAGAGCUUGGGGGGGUUCGGAGGUGAAGCGAACGGGUUUCGCGAUUGUUGUAGUCCCCCUCCGACAAGAAAGGCCCAUAGGGAGCGACCGCCGCGCGUACGUCUGAAAAAUGAGUGACAGCCGUAAGCUUCUGGAAUAUUGUCGCUACCGGACUUGUUUGUUUCAUUUUGAAUUUUGUUUUCUUUGCUUAUUUUAGUUUUGGAUUGUUUUCUUUUGGUUUCUCGGCUACUAGAUAUUGUUCAAGUUACUAGUUUUAAGUUUGUUUACUUCCUAAGCUGUUUGUUUAUUUCUUAAGUUGUGCGUGAUUUUUUUUAGGGAUAAGCGUUGUGCGGUUGCAUAACGACACGCAUCAGAGCGUGCGUUAGGGUGUGUCCUACGAGUCCGUUAUUAAGAGCGGCGUUAGGAGUGUUUUAAGAGUGACCUUGGCAGUUGAUUUUGAGUGCGCGUGAGGAAGCAGGGAUAUGCUUCGAGUUUUUUCAGGGUUCAUGCGAAAGUUUUUUUCUUGUUUAUUUUUGUUUUAAUUCGCAUGUGUCCUGUGUGGACGUGAGUAGGAGGAGUUAGUGCGCGAGUUUGUGUGUAUGCGUUGUAAGAAUUGUGACCGCAGACGAGAGUUAUACAUCCAUGUUUGUUUAUGAGAAGUGUGACCGCAAAGGAGAGUUAGUGGUACAUAAGCGCAGUAGCACUAGUACGAGAAAUUGCGGACGUGAAUAGUGAAUGGCGCUGCUUGUGUUAGUGCAGCACGACAGUCUGCUUUUCGUCAGCUCAAGGGAACUUGACGACUAGCUUUGGCGGCACAAAAUUUUGGGAUCAAAAGAGAGGUUGAAGCGUAAAGCUUUUGUUCACGAGUAUGAGGCCUGGUUGACUUACAGCGGAUUACUGACGCUUGCACACAGGUAGGCCACGAAGGGCACAUCACUGGAGAAGAGAUCAUGUUUGUUCAUGGCAGUUUAAUAGGAAGCUUAUACUUGUAUCGGGAUUAGCAGCUUCAGCGAUAGCUCGGAGAAACUCUUCGAUUGCUGCUUUGUGUUUUAGUUGUACUAUUUAAGGCAGGGUGUUUUCACAUGAUUUUGUUUUGGACUCGAUGUGUCUCAGUGCGGGCAGGGCGCUCUCCUGUGCCUGUGGUUGUGUGUGUGUAUGCGUAUUCCCAGGAAGGAAAGCACCGAGGAACGAGUGCGAGAGUCCAUGGUUCGGCGUCUUCGGCAGUGUCCCGGAGUACGCGACUUUCACCGACGCUUCGGGCAACCUGUACAGCUGGUCACCCUCAGGUCGAGUCUUCCGCCGGUGGACGAGCUGUUACGAUCGGCCCCUGCGCCGAAAAGAAAGCGGCGUCCCCUGUUCUUCGAACCGGGCGCCGAAGUGCUGCUUGCCUUGACAAUGGUUCAAGCGCUUGAAUUGUCCUCCCGAGAUGGGACGUGAGGCGCCUUGCAGUCCGGCCCAUCCGCGUUCGGCCAGACGACCAUGAUGGUUUCCUGUCGCCAAAUCUACCUUGACGAGACAGCGGCAUCCGCGCGGAUGACAACCAGCCCCACAAAUUGAUCGACAAGGUGCUUCGGAACUGCAGACCUUUUGUGUCCGAGCGUGGGACCCAUCGCCCUACGGCCUUCACAUGGCGGGGACCACAUGUUACACCCUUUGGUGCAAGAGCAGCAGAGUGCGGUGGCCACGCCCCAGUCGACGACGCUGACCUGGGCGAGUGUGGGUGGCACCCUCAUUAGUGUUGUGUGGGACGCGAUUGGACCGUCCCAACUUGCAGAAAUUCCCCCAUCUAGGGAUCUGGGGAAAGAGACCCUUUAAAACGAGCCCCGCGGGCUCAUUCGACGUGCAAUCGUCGUCAUGUAGACAAGAAAUCCUCGUCCUGUAGGACAAAAUCGUCAUGUUGAAACAAACUGCUCGCCCAUGUAAAUAAAACCUCUAUUAAGUUUGCCUUCCUCCAGCCUCUUCCUCCGG